GAGCAAACCUUGGCUCUGAGGAAAGAAGGGAUAGGUGUUGUGUUAGAUUCUGAACUGCCUCAUCUCAUUGGCAUUGAUGACGAUCUGCUCAGUACUGGUAUCAUCUUGUACCACUUGAAGGAGGGCCAAACAUGUGUUGGCAGAGAAGAUGCUGUGACAGAACAGGAUAUUGUUCUUCACGGCCUUGAUUUGGAAAGUGAGCAUUGCAUCUUUGAAAAUCUCAACGGCACCGUGAAUCUAAUACCACGGAAUGGAGCGCAAUGUUCUGUGAAUGGUAUUCAGAUUACAGAGGCCACACACCUAAACCAAGGUGCUGUGAUAUUACUUGGAAGAACCAAUAUGUUUCGCUUUAAUCACCCCAAAGAAGCUGCUAAGCUAAGGGAGAAAAGAAAGAGUGGGCUGCUGUCUUCCUUCAGCUUGUCUAUGACCGAUCUUUCAAAAUCUUGUGAGAACCUGUCAGCAGUUAUGCUUUAUAAUCCAGGUCUUUUCCCUGUAAAAGGACCGAUCUGUCUAAGGCUAGAAUUUGAGAGACAGCAACGAGAGGAGCUUGAAAAAUUAGAAAGUAAAAGGAAACAAAUAGAAGAGAUGGAAGAAAAACAAAGAUCCGACAAAGCAGAACUUGUAAGAAUGCAGCAAGAGGUAGAGUCACAGCGCAAAGAAACAGAAAUAGUACAACUGCAAAUUCGAAAACAGGAAGAGAGUCUGAAACGGAGAAGUGUUCACAUUGAGAGCAGGUUAAAGGAUUUGCUGGCUGAAAAAGAAAAAUUUGAAGAAGAAAGGUUACGGGAACAACAGGAAAUAGAACUUCAAAAGAAAAAGCAGCAGGAAGAAAUUUUUGGCCGGGUCAAAGAGGAGUUGCAGCGACUACAAGAACUGAAUCAUAAUGAAAAAGCAGAGAAAAUGCAGAUUUUCCGUGAACUAGAAAAACUUAAAAAGGAAAAAGAUGAACAGUAUAUUAAGCUGGAAUCAGAAAAAAAGAGACUUGAAGAACAAGAAAGGGAGCAGGUGAUGCUGGUGGCUCAUCUAGAAGAACAGCUGCGAGAGAAGCAGGUCAUGAUAGAGAUCCUGAAGAGAGGAGAUGUACAAAGAGUUGAAGAAGAGAAAAGAGAUCUUGAAGAUAUUAGAGAAUCUCUUUUGAAAGUCAAGGAAGCCCGAUCUGAAGGUGAUGAAAACUGUGAAGAGUUAGAAAAAGCACAACAUGAUUUCAUAGAGUUUAAAAGGAAACAACUGGAACAGUUAACUAUUUUGGAAAAAGAUUUAGUUCAACAAAUGGAUCACCUAGAAAAGGAAAUAGCCGAUGAAAAAAGAGCUCUGGAACACUUAAAAUUUGCACAUGAAGAACAUUUAAAUCUCAAGAGAGAUGAUGAAAACUUUGUGGAUGCUGUACUGAAGGCUGAAGAAGUUGACAAGAUAAAGCCAGUGGAGUACAGGCUCCAAUCAAAAGUACGCCAGCUUGAGUACCUGAGGAGUAAUCAUUUGCCAGCUCUGCUGGAAGAAAAACAAAGAGCUUCUGAAGUCCUUGACAGGGGUUUGUUAGGGUUAGAUAAUACUCUCUAUCAAAUAGAGAAAGAAAUAGAAGAAAAAGAAGAGCAGCUUGCCCAGUAUAGAGCUAGCACAAAUCAACUGCAGCAGCUUCAAGAAACGUUUGAAUUCACAGCCAAUGUAGCUCGUCAGGAAGAAAAGGUUCGGAAAAAGGAAAAAGAAAUCCUUGAAUCGAGGGAAAAACAGCAGAGAGAGGCACUGGAGCAAGCUGUUGCUAAGUUAGAAAGGAGGCACUCUGCUUUGCAACGUCGUUCGACAAUAGACUUUGAAAUUGAAGAGCAGAAACAGAAGCUUGCCACCUUGAACAACAGCUGCAGCGAACAGGCGGGUCUGCAGGCUAGUCUAGAAGCUGAGCAGAAGGCUCUUGAACAAGACCGAGAACGCCUGGACCAGGAAAUUCGGCAGCUGAAGCAAAAAAUAUAUGAGGGUGAUGGUGCUCAGAAAGGAAAUCAUGGAACGUUAGAAGAGAGACUGUCCCAUACCACUUCCCCUACCAGCCCAACAAAGCCACAUCCACCCACUACUCCGCUAGUUGAUGAUAGGAUCAAUGCCUUUAUUGAACAAGAAGUGCAGAGAAGGCUCCAGAAUAUUCAUCAUAAAGCUGAGGAUAAUGAUGUUAGCCCGUCCUGGUCUACAGAAAGUUUAAAGGGUAAUGAGAGGCUUAAUAAUGGCACUCUUCAACGCAAGCUGAAGUAUGAGAAUAGUCAACAGUGGCAGCCACAUUAUGGCUUUCCAUUUAUGUCUAAAGACGGCAAUUGUGCUUCUGAGUUGUGUGGAGAAAACACAGGAGUAAGAGACCAUAAAAGACCAAAGGAAUAUACAGAGAUGUGGGAUUUAUUUUCCAGUUCUGGAAGAAUCUCCUCCCCUUUUACAUCAGAGAAGGCAUUUGAGAAUGAAAGGAGUAAUUCAGAACAGGAGGGCUUUGCUUGUCGUUGUGACAUUGAAAGUAGUUUAAUUCACUCUAAAAAUAUUAAUACUUUAAAGAGUAAGAAUGUUCCUUAUCAGAAUGUUUUAUCUACUUCUUUACAAAGUCAUGACUUAAAUAAUGUGGCUUAUUCACUCUGCAAGGUUGAAAAUUUCAAUCAUUUUGACGAUAAAAUAAUUGCUUCUCAAAAUUGUGACAGCUCAAGAACUGAAUCUGAUUGUUCCCACUUGAAACAGCUGUCUCCUGUAGGAUCCUUAAUGGGUGCUAAUGAGCAGGCUGGCUUUAACAGCAUAUCAUACCUUCUCUUUUCUCAGUCUAAUGUGCAUUCUGAAAUAAUAACUUCUAAAGAAAACAGCCCAUUUAAGACUGUGCACCCGACAAUUGAAGACCAGUCUAGCAAUUCUCAGCUUCCAACACAAAAAGACUCUGAUUUGAUUUCUUUUAAGUCAAUAGCUUCUCGUUUUGAUGUGAGCCCAGAGCACACCUAUGGUUUGGGGUAUCUUUUCAGUAAGCUUUCCUGCCUUUACAAAGAUACCAGUCAUCAGCUGCUCAACAGUACGGUGGUUUCUAAACAAAUUAAAGAGUUGGGAAGCUUGUGUGACAGAAGCGAGAGAUGUGCACAAGCAGUAUCAUUAAUAAAAAAUCUGCCAUUUAUAAGAAACUUGCAAAUAAAUAUAUUCUUCAAGUCAGAUACGAAUCAAGAUGUGUCCCACUCUACUGAUGGUGCCAAGGCUCAUAGUGAAAAUGUCAUUCAGCCUGAAUCCCCUGUGCAGGAGGCUAUCACGAUGCGCGUAAGCACAGAAAUCUCCGAUGCCUGUGUGAAAAAGACCUCUGAAGGAUUUGUAUGCUGUUGUAAAGAUGAAGAGCUGGAAAACAGACUUGUAUUAAUACAGAAAUUUGUGCAUUUUCCUGACACCUUUUUGAAGCUUCAGGUCUGUUCUCUGAAAGAAGUGCUGGAAUUUUUGACCUGUGCCUUACCUCAAAUUUGUAUUAGAAUGGAGGAGUUGAAAGGUCUAUAUUGGCUCGCUGCUGGCAAUUGCAAAAAACCUGAUCCAGAACCUGCUUGCUUGCUUUUGUUCAGCUCUGUUCUGUAUGUUGUUGUUUUGUCAGUCAAACAAGACAUCUGCCAGAGUUCCUUGGCAAUGUUUCAUGAGGUUCCCAUCACCACAAUAAGGGAAAUUCAAGUUGGCUUUGCUGGACAGAAUAUUACUCUCUCGUGUUCCGCUGAAGAUGGUUUGCUCACAAUAUUUACCUAUAACAAACACUUCACUCAAAGAAUUUGCCAUGACAUAAUGAGCGUUUUGAUUUCUACAACGGAUGAUGCUGUUUAUUUAAAUCACCAGCUCUUGAAAGAUGAUUUGAUGCAGAUUUCGCUUGACUGGACAUCAGAAAUAAAUGACUUAGUGUUUUCAAAUGGAGUACAAUUGUCUUGUAAAUUUAGAACGGAAUUAGCUGAUCUGGUUUACUUACUCCAUGAAAAUAUGGGAAGUAUUAAACCUUCUUUAGGUGACAUUCAUGUACUGCUGUAUACCUCAGUGAAAGUAGACUGUGCUAAGCAGACUGUGGAUAGAGCUCUUGUUCUUACAACUACUCAUAUAGGUCUCUUAAGGGAAAACAAUAUCUUUUAUCUGGCACCUAACUUUUUGGAUGCUUCAUGCCAGCGAUCACAAUUUGACAGCCUUCAGUUGUACAGUUUGAAUGAUAUCCGCUGUGUAGUUUUGCCAGACAAAGAGAAUUUCACAAAAAUUGAGCUUGUGUUUUCUAGAAGGAGCAAGGUUGGAUCUGAUUCAGGAAUGGGUUUUUCUAAAUACUGUGAAAAAGAAAUAAAUACUCAACUGACAGUCAUCCCAUCAAUUCUUCAAAGCAGUUUGCAUAUCCCUUCGGAAAUCUGGAAAUUAACAUUCAGUUCAAGUGAAGAAGCCAUUUGGCUAAUUAUGCAUCUGACUAGGUGUUGA
Antrostomus carolinensis (chuck-will's-widow) is the source of this 4422-nucleotide messenger RNA. RefSeq lists its product as uncharacterized. The record is from RefSeq and is a predicted model, not a curated record. NCBI's taxonomy places the organism in Eukaryota, Metazoa, Chordata, Aves, Caprimulgiformes, Caprimulgidae. The annotation marks the transcript as partial. The transcript has 12 exons. Gene Ontology annotation, molecular function: protein binding.